This is a messenger RNA of Cladocopium goreaui, 982 nucleotides long. NCBI's taxonomy places the organism in Eukaryota, Dinophyceae, Suessiales, Symbiodiniaceae. The record is from the annotation of a GenBank genome assembly.
AGAUGUCGACCUGCGCGACGGAUGAUGCCAUUUGCUAUUGCUCUCGAUGCAUCAAUAGUCCCGAUAGUCCAUUACCGCGAUUCGCCCGCUGGAAAUGGGAGCGUUGUCGCUGCAUACCACGCUGCGUUGUUUGCGAGGAGUGCUGCCGAAAGCCGUGUCCAUGCUGUGGUGCAAUGGAGGAUGGACAGCUGGUUGAGCUCGACGAUAAUGUGACCUUUCCCGGAAGUUCCACAUUUGUGUCAGACAUCACGGAUGAAUCACCUUUAGCAGGUAAGCUGUGGAAUAUACUCUGCCGAGCGACGGAAGGCCUGAGUACCGGUGAUUUGCAAAAGGCAUGUGGGUUGAGCAGCGCCAAUGACCUGAUUGCCCUUUUAUCUAGAUGGGAAAGAAACGAAAUUAUCAUAGGAAGACCAGUACCAAACAGAGAUGGAAAAGGAGUGACGAUGCUGUGGUGGCUGCUGUCAGAAAGGCACAGACCAUCAACAUACCAGUACGAGGAGAUAGUAGAGAAAGAAAAUCGGAAAUUUUUGUGGGGACAACUCACUGGCUUAGUCAGAAUUUCUGCAGAGCUUGUGUUGAGCCAUACGAGAAAAGUUGAAUUUUUACGGCAAUGGGACAAAAUUAAACCAGAACUCAAGAUACGUCUUGAAGCCAUUGAUUGGCCAAGAGAUCCAAGAGACUACCCUUGCUAUCUACUGUUCUCUGAAGACCUCGCAUCAGAACUCAAGAUGUGUCUUGAGGCCAUCGACUGGUCGGCACAGGCGAAAACACGCUUUUGGGUGCAGUGGAGCGAAAUAAAAUUGGGACGCAUUAUGUAGGUGUCCUGAUGUCUGCAAGAAUUCGUUGGCUUACAAACAGCCUGCAGCCUGCGGGGUGAUCAUGAACUUGCCAACUGUGCAACAGCAUGAGAGCCCUGGAGCCCUGAACCCAAAUUUGGGGAGGUCUGCGAAGUCAGGGACUGCCACAGCAGAGGAAGUGACAA